AAAAAAAAAGCACCCCGAGCCCACCGCACUGCGCGCGAUGGGCGCCCUCGGGCUGCGGGAGCGAGUGGAGGAUGCUGGGAAGUAGGUAAAAUGGCCACCGGCGGCGGCCCCGAGGAGGAGAGGAAGCGGGGGCGCCCGCAGCUCCUGCCCGCCGCGCGCCCAGCGGCCCGCGCCGAGGAGAGGGAGGGCGGCCGCGAGAAGCUGGGCUGGGCGCAGGUGGUGAAGAACCUGGCCGAGAAGAAGGGUGAGUUCCGCGAGUCGCGGCCGCCGCGGCGCGAGGAGGAGGGCGGCGGCGGCGUGGCGGGCGCGCUCGGCGCCCCUGCGGGCCUGGCGGCGCCGUGCCUCGGCGACUUCCCUCCGGCCAGCCGCGGGGACCCGAAGGGCCGACGGAGAGAGCCGGCCGGCGAGGCGGCGGACCCCCGCAAGAAGAAAGGCGCGGCGGAGGCGGGCAGGAGGAAGAAGGCCGAGGGGGCGGCCAUGGCGACCCCGUCCAGGCUUGGCGCGGCCGAGGACCCGGCCGAGGAACCCCCCCAGGACGAGCUGGGGGCGGGGGCGGCGGCGGCGGCGGCGGGCUCCGCGGCCGGCCCGAGCAGGGGCCGCUUUCUCGUGCGCAUCUGUUUCCAGGGAGACGAGAGCGCCUGCCCGACCCGGGACUUCGUGGUGGGCGCGCUCAUCCUGCGCUCCAUCGGCAUGGAGCCGGGCGACAUCUACGCCGUCAUCCAGAUCCCCGGCAGCCGCGAGUUCGACGUGAGCUUCCGCUCGGCGGAGAAGCUGGCCCUGUUCCUGCGCGUCUACGAGGAGAAGCGCGAGGAGGAGGACUGCUGGGAGAACUUCGUGGUGCUGGGCCGGAGCAAGUCCAGCCUGAAGACGCUCUUCAUCCUCUUCCGGAACGAGACCGUGGACGUGGAGGACAUCGUGACCUGGCUCAAGCGCCACUGCGAUGUGCUGGCCGUGCCCGUGAAAGUGACCGACAGGUUUGGGAUCUGGACCGGCGAGUACAAGUGCGAGAUCGAGCUGCGCCAGGGGGAGGGCGGUGUCCGGCACCUCCCGGGGGCCUUCUUUCUGGGGGCCGAGCGGGGCUACAGCUGGUACAAGGGGCAGCCCAAGACGUGCUUCAAAUGUGGCUCCCGGACCCACUUGAGCGGCAGCUGCACGCAGGACAGGUGCUUCAGGUGCGGGGAGGAGGGGCACCUGAGCCCUUAUUGCCGAAAGGGCAUCGUGUGCAACCUCUGUGGCAAGCGAGGGCACGCCUUUGCUCAGUGUCCCAAAGCCGUUCACAAUGCCGUGGCGCCUCCGCUGCCCGGCGUUGCUGGGCACUGAACACCCCCGCCUGCCUGCCAGGGUGAAUACAGAGCCAGUUUACCCCUCUUAAGUGCCAAAACUCUUUUUGAAACCAUUUUCUAUCGUGUUUGAAAGAGAUCUUUUUAAACAGGAGAUAUCUCUCUCUGCCUUCUUAAACCGAGUUUACUCCAUUUCAGCCUUUUCUGAAUUGGUGGCUGUCAUUGGUAAUGACUACCGGCAACUGUUAGUGUGCAGAUACGUCGCCAGUCCCUCUAUUGAAUUUUGUUUUCGUUUUUUUUUUUUGUAAUUGGGGGAGGGGAGGUUUGUACUUGUUACUCCCUAUGCCUUGUCUCCUCCCCGAAUUUUCACCCCUUGGGCUGCCUUGCUCAUCUUGAUGUCCCAGCACUAAGUGCAGGGCCCAGCACGUGGUAGACACUGCGCGGCCAUCAGUGUUUGUUGACUUGAAAACAUUUUUGACUGUGACUUCUGUCAGGAUGUCUGGCUUGUGCAGCUCUUUCCCUCCCCCGUAUAAUUUGCUGCUUCUAAUCUGUGUGGUCUGAGAAUUUGUGAAACCAGUGUUGUUAGAAGUGUUUGUAAUCUGAGUCAAUAAGCUCUGAACGGUGGCCAAGGGCCUCUCUUUAUGGCAUUAAAAUACAUGGACUUUGUGACAGCUCUUUCGGUGGCUUAGAGGAGCCACAAAAUUAUGGAAUCUACAGUUUUCCUGUCGGAAAGAACCUAAAAAUUGGUUUACACCCAUCACCAGGUUUUCCAACAGUGAAACAGGCCCAGAGAGGUUAAAUGACUGGGUCAAAGUCACGUAGCUGUCUGCUGCCAGAGCUAGCCUAGAGUUCCCUGACCCCAAGGCCAGUGCUCAUUCCACUACCUCUCACACUUCACAACAUUUUCCUCAACACUUGAGGGCCCAGAACGUCUGAUCUCUCCAGAAUAAUGUGCCAUCUGGGCCAGAAAGCAGAAAAAGAAGAUUUAGCAGGGGCUUCUGAAUACUUGGGAGACAUAAUCCAGGGUGCACUCGUUCCCUGGGGUAUCACACCUGGAUUAAAGUGUGCCUGGUCCUUUGGGGGCCUUACCCUUCCCCAUUUGUUGCCACCAGUGAGAAAUUGGGGUGCUCCUGUGUAAGGAAACCUAGUAAAGGUUUACAUUUGCACCUUAGUCUCAAUAGUUAGACACCCCAGAGAAGCAGCUAAUGGAGUUCAUCUGCAAACUCCUGACUCUCAGGAGAAAGGCUGUUUUAACCCAGAAUU
Messenger RNA from Eptesicus fuscus (big brown bat), 2543 nucleotides. It is a transcript of the gene ZCCHC3, whose product is annotated as zinc finger CCHC-type containing 3. Bases 91 to 1320 code for a protein of 409 amino acids. Gene Ontology annotation, biological process: cellular response to exogenous dsRNA; detection of virus; positive regulation of RIG-I signaling pathway. Gene Ontology annotation, cellular component: cytoplasm. The transcript has a single exon. Gene Ontology annotation, molecular function: RNA binding; zinc ion binding; double-stranded DNA binding. Lineage: Eukaryota; Metazoa; Chordata; Mammalia; Chiroptera; Vespertilionidae. The record is from RefSeq and is a predicted model, not a curated record.